Acanthosepion pharaonis is the source of this 540-nucleotide messenger RNA. The record is from the annotation of a GenBank genome assembly. NCBI's taxonomy places the organism in Eukaryota, Metazoa, Mollusca, Cephalopoda, Sepiida, Sepiidae.
AUGCAUAACGUGGUCGCAGGUUGGGAUGAGAAUAAAAUUUCUUUUGUUCUGGUUUGCAUUCUUUCUUUCUUUCUUCCUUCCUUCCUUUCUUCCUUCCUUCCUUCCUUUCUUUCUUUCUUUCUUUCUUUCUUCCUUUCUUUCUUCCUUCCUUCCUUUCUUCCUUCCUUCCUUCCUUUCUUUCUUUCUUUCUUUCUUUCUUUCUUUCUUUCUUUCUUUCUUUCUUUCUUUCUAAGACCACUUGUCCCGAUUCUUCUUUCUUUCUUUCUUUCUUUCUUUCUUUCUAAGACCACUUACCACUUGUCCCGAUUCUUCUUUCUUUCUUUCUUUCUUUCUUUCUUUCUUUCUAAGACCACUUGUCCCGAUUCUUCUUUCUUUCUUUCUUUCUUUCUUUCUUUCUUUCUUUCUUUCUUUCUUUUUUUCUUUCUCAGACCACUUGUCCCGAUUCUUCUUUCUUUCUUUCUUUCUUUCUUUCUUUCUUUCUUUCUUUCUUUGUCGCAUCGGGAUGAUGAACGGACUGGUGUUGGCGAGGCGGUCGAAUAG